This is a messenger RNA of Suillus subaureus, 2150 nucleotides long. RefSeq lists its product as uncharacterized. NCBI's taxonomy places the organism in Eukaryota, Fungi, Basidiomycota, Agaricomycetes, Boletales, Suillaceae. The coding region runs from base 369 to 2150 and encodes 593 amino acids. The transcript has 9 exons. The record is from RefSeq and is a predicted model, not a curated record.
CGCUGGGACCGUAUGAUCUAGAAGUUUAGAUAUCGAUUAGUAAGUAUUUGUAUCUUCAUGAUAAUGUGCAGGCUAUGCGAAAUGGUAGAUUCUUGACUCAGUUGUUCUGGCAACUACGAUAAGCAUGUUCAUAUGAUAUAUUGUGCUGGCUAAGAUCUGCAGUUAACGAGACCUUGCAAGACGGUGCCAAGACUGAUCAUGGCUAGCGCUCAGGAUGGAUUUGAUUCAGAACCCUGGUCUCUAUUACGGUCGUAGCGAAUAGUGCUGCCGCGCGCCUCGAUCAAAGUUCAAUAUAUUUUCAAUGGUCAACCCUAACUACUAGCGGUAUUUCAUCCUUUCUGCUAAUAUCCCCGCUAUAGUCCCCAGUCAUGACGCCCACCCUCACGGAACGCAUUCCUCCCCCGCCUCCCGCCCAAUUUCACCCCAGCGUCAUCCUGAAGCACCCACAACCACAACCGAAAUCGCCUAUUCAGUCUAAAGUAGCUAUACAGCCGUGGGUCGCCCAACUUGCGCACCUUGCCUCGCAGUACCACCUGAGCGAGUACAACCGUAUAAAGUAUGGCCAUCGAGGCUGUCCUAUACCAUAUGCGCCACUAUUACUGAACGCCCCAGACACCUUUCGCGACCUGCGUGUCCGGCAACUAGCAAAUAUGAAUGGUGUACUAUGGUGGCCAUGUCCAGAGGUGUCCUAUGCCACUGCACAAGUGAUACCCGCUUCCGAACAGCGCAAUGCACUCGUUAGCGGAACCGCUUGCCCUUCCCUCGACCCGCUUCUCCAGAAAGAGCUGAACGCGGCACUAGAGGAUACUCUUUCCUCACAAAUGCCACCUGCAACUAUUCCCGAAUGCACCUCACAUUGUAGCAUGCCCGUCAAGACAUCUAAAACCCAUCCGUUAAACAUAUCCACCAUUGUGCCUCCAGAACUAUUACCCGCAAUUUCAUCACAUCUUAUAACCAAUCCCGAGCCCUCACCUGUCAUCUUCCAUAUACCUGAUUUCUAUACCCUCUAUCGCAUCACGGACUAUGCACAGCACGUCCCAUCAACAACGAGCACUACAUCUCUAGCGGUCUCACGUAAGGCUCACUCGUGUUGGUCAAGUCGAAUUCCGUUAUCACCCUCAAUACCCGCGCAUUCUUCUUCACUAAACCCUAUUCCUCAUACCCCUCCCCUCCCGAUACCCCCAGCGUUCACAAACCAACCACCGCAGUCCAUAAUCGAAGCUCUUCAGGCUGCCAUUGACACGCGCCUAACGACGCUCACCACCAAACCUCGUCCUUCGCUUCCAUUCAUAGCAAAGCUUCCUCCUCCUACUCUUAAACAUAGUACCAAAGUUCGCAUGGUAUCCGAUGAUUUGGCGAGCAACCGGUCUUCAUCUGCACAAAGAGGGACUUCUGCUCUGCCAAAGGUUGUCUUUCCUUCUAUGCUCGACUUCCUUAAUUCCAGUGAACGUGAACAACUGGCGUUUUCGGUUACAUCGCAGAAUGCCACCAAGCCAAGAGCGUCUGGCGCAUUGCUCCAUCCAACAUCAAAUAUUCCUGGUACCAAGCGUUGUUUCAAGCUGGGUAACUUGAUGGUGUCCUCGUGUCCAGGAAAGAAGGUGCGCCUCACAGGUCCGGUCAGAGGGCGCAGCGCCGUUUGUCGAGAUCUCGACACUGAUUUACGGCAUAUAAGUCAAGUUGGAGCACGCUGCAUUGUCUGUUGUCUGGAUGACGAAGAGCUUGAGUUUCUUGGGAUACACUGGUCAGACUACGUGAGCUCUGCACACCGGGCAGGAAUGGACAUCCUUCGGAUACCACUGCCUGAAGGCCUUGCUCCACUAUCGCCCCAGUCAUUAGACGAGUCUCUAACAAAACUCAUCGAUGGUUACACCAUGCGUGGUGCAAGUAUCCUCGUACAUUGCCUCGUAGCAUGCUGUUGGGCACUAAAAGUCGGUUUGUGCGGGUGGAUCAACGUGGACCUAUCACCGAACCCAGCAGAAGGCCCCGAUGGCUCGGAGAGUUGCGUUAGGAGGGAUACUUUACAGCUCGUCGAGCGCGCGAUCACUGUUGUGCGGAGACGGCGAAGCGUCAAGGCUAUUGAGACGCUCGAACAGGUGCGGUUUUUGACUGAGUAUGUUGAUUUUUUACGGGAGCGGGAGGGACAGUCGUGA